Messenger RNA from Leptopilina boulardi, 2221 nucleotides. Its product is annotated as transferrin-like. Gene Ontology annotation, cellular component: recycling endosome; plasma membrane; early endosome. The transcript has 15 exons. Lineage: Eukaryota; Metazoa; Arthropoda; Insecta; Hymenoptera; Figitidae. Gene Ontology annotation, biological process: iron ion transport. The coding region runs from base 303 to 2171 and encodes 622 amino acids. The record is from RefSeq and is a predicted model, not a curated record.
GAAACGAGCAAAAAAAUGAAUUUAUCAUUUGCAAAAUUAAAAUUUAGAGUUUCUAUAUUUUCAAUUAUGGGAAUAAUAUUAUUUUCGUGUUUGCAAGCACAAAUUUCUGCUGAUGAGAAGCGCAAAUAAAUGUAUUUUUCUCUUGUUUAGUGAAAUUUUGUUUAGUGCAUGAGGAAAGUAGUAAAAAGCUUAUUUCCUUUACGUGUCCAAAUCUAGUCAAAUCUAAAAGCAAUGUGGAAUGUGUAAUUUUGACUGAUAAAAUAUCAUGUCUGAAGCUUCUAAUAAAUAAUCAAGCAGAUUUCAUGACUGCAGAACCGGAAGAUCUCAGAAUUAUUGGAAUGACCGAUGAUUAUAAUGACAAAAUUUUUGUAACACACGAAUUACGAAUAUGGGAAAAUGAACGUUCUAGUUAUCAAAUGGUUACUGUAAUUCGUGAAUCUGUACAUGAUGUAUGGCACAUUGCAAAAAGACGUUUUUGUGCUUCUGGAUUGGAAUCAAAUUUUUUUGCUCUUGAUUAUCUAAAAUAUUUUGAAUAUCAACUUGUCAUUCCACGUUGUAAUUCGUCGAAAAGUUUAUUAGAAAACAGAUUGACAGCUCUAUCUCAAUUUUUCGAGUCAGUCUGCAUCAGUGGUCAAUGGACAGUUGAUCAAGAAUAUGACAGUCAAUUAAAGAGAAAAUAUCCUAAUCUAUACUCUCAAUGUGGAAAUUAUUUAGGAUACUUUGGAAAAGAAGGUGUUUUAAUGUGUUUAACAGAUGGAGGGGGAGAAAUUGCCUGGUCCAGAUUAGAUUAUGUUCAUCGACACUUUAAUGAAUUGUCUGAUAAUGCGAACAAAUAUUAUUUUCUCUGCCUAGACGGUUCGUUGAAAAAUUUAACAGAUUCUCGUCCUUGCGUAUGGUUCGAAGUACCUUGGAGAACUUUAAUCGCUAGGAAGGAUAUUGCUGAAGAAGUAAAAAAAUUUAUCAAUCGUCAGACAAACGGAGUAGAUGAUUCAUUGUCCCUUCUUCAAGAAGAUAUUCGAAGAGAGCCGGUGGUCGUCGAGUCUUUUAAAACACCAAAAGAUUAUUUGAAGAAAUUAUUUCCUGAUUUUUAUGCCAUUAAAGAUAACGUACAAUGUAAAAACAACAAAAUUUUAAAAUGGUGUGUGAUUACCAAUUUGGAGGUGGAAAAAUGUGAAUGGAUUUCGAAAAUUGCUAACAAUUAUGGAAUUGAACCUAUGAUUAAAUGCGUUCAAAAUAUUAAUCAAGAAAAUUGUAUAAAGUCAGUUAUUAAUAAAAAAGCUGACAUUUUUUCUGUAAAACCACACGAUGAACUAGAAGCUAGAGAAAAGGGUCUAAAACAGAUCGUUCAUAUGAUUUCCAAUGAAAACAUUCAUGAAAAUAAAAUUGUCUCACUAGUUAAGAAAUUCUCAAAUUUUUCUUCUUUGCAUGAUUUGAAAAAUCAUAAAGCUUGUUUUACAAAUUUCAGAGAUAUUGGAUGGAAUACUUUUAUUUUCAUGAUGAAAAAUUUGACUGGCGACAAUAAUUGGUAUUGUAAAGACAAGGAAAUGGUUUCAGAAUUUUUUCGUGAAAUCAGCAUUUCUGAUUUAAAUGGAAAUAAUAAUAAUAGUUUUCCAAAAAAUUUCGUUUCUUAUAUUUCAUACAAAAAUACAGACAAAGCAGCGUUAAAUUGUUUAAAUUUUGAGAAUGGCGAUGUGGCUUUUGUUAAUUUAAGUUCAGUUCUGUAUUAUUUUCCAGGUUCUCUAGAAAAUAUUUACAGACCACUUUGCGAUAAUAAGACUAAAUCUGACUCUGAAAAAGUAGAAAAAUGCUACUUGAGUUGGACAUCUGAGGGAUCAAUGAUGGUCCAUGGGAAAAUUUCUAAAAAGAAGGAAAAUGUAAUUUAUCGAAUGCUUAUUGAUCUUGAUAGAUUAUUAAAAGGAAAUUUGGCAAAUUUAUCUCCUCUAUUGUCUUUAUAUGGUCCAUUUGAUCAACAGAAGAAUGUAAUUUUCCCUGGACGUACGCAGUUCAUAGAAAAAGAAAUUGGAAGACUUCAAAGAAGUUUGAGUUAUCACGAAAUAUUGGAGGAUUUAGUAGCACAGAAGCAAAAAUGCAACAGUGCAAAUUCGAUGAAACAAAAAAUUUAUUUAAUCAGUUUUGCACUUUUUAUUUAUUAUAAGUUGACUUUAAUAUGAAAAUAAAUAUUUUUUUAUUAAAGAAGAAAAUAUAAUAUAAUUUACAGUCA